Messenger RNA from Beauveria bassiana ARSEF 2860, 1587 nucleotides. Its product is annotated as dopa decarboxylase (aromatic L-amino acid decarboxylase). The transcript is spliced from 2 exons. The record is from RefSeq and is a predicted model, not a curated record. The coding region runs from base 1 to 1587 and encodes 528 amino acids. Gene Ontology annotation, molecular function: carboxy-lyase activity; pyridoxal phosphate binding. NCBI's taxonomy places the organism in Eukaryota, Fungi, Ascomycota, Sordariomycetes, Hypocreales, Cordycipitaceae. Gene Ontology annotation, biological process: amino acid metabolic process.
AUGGAUAUCAACGAGUAUAGAAAGCAGGCCAAAAAGGCCGUCGAUGAGAUCGCCGACUACUAUGAAUCGAUCCCGUCGCGUCCCGUCCUCGCCGACGUCUCCCCCGGCUACCUCCGCCCGCUGCUCCCCGACGCGGCGCCGUUUGAGGGCGAGUCGAUGGACGCCAUAACCGCGGACCUGCAGUCCAAGAUUCUCCCCGGCAUCACGCACUGGGCGCACCCGGGCUUCAUGGCGUUCUUUGCGUGCACGGCCAGCCACCCGGCCAACAUUGCCGAGAUGUGGUCCAACGCCUUCAACGGCGCCCACUUCAACUGGAUCUGCUCCCCGGCCGUCACCGAGCUCGAGACGGUCGUCCUCGACUGGCUCGCCAAGGCCCUCGCGCUCCCCGAGUGCUUCCUGAGCGGCGGCCCCACGCACGGAGGCGGCGUGCUCCACGGCAGCGCGUCCGAGGCCAUUGUCACCGUCAUGGUCGCGGCGAGGGACAGGUAUCUGGCGCAGGCGACGGCGCACCUGCCCGAGGGCGAGGACAAGGAGGAGCAGACGUGGCGGCACAGGAGCAGGCUGGUCGCGCUGGGCAGCGCCGGCGCGCACUCGAGCACCAAAAAGGCGGCGCAGGUGCUGGGCGUCAGGUUCGACACGGUGCCGGUCGACGAGGAGAGCGGGUACGCCAUGACGGGCGAGGCGCUGGCCGCCAAGCUCGCGCAGCUGCGCGGCAAGGGCCUCGAGCCGUUUUACCUCACGGCGACGUUUGGCUCGACCGACGUUUGCGCCGUCGACGACUUUGUGGGAAUUGCCGCGACGCUAGCCGCUGACAACAACAACAAUAAGAGCAACAGUAAUGGCACCACCACUACCACUAGCAACGGUGAUACUGCUGCUGCUGCUGCUGCUGCUGCUGCUGCGCCCCGCGGCGAGGUCUGGGUGCACGUCGACGGCGCCUUUGCCGGCUCCGCGCUGCUGCUCCCCGAGUACCAGCACCUGACGCCUCCCUUCGCCUCCUUUCACUCCUUCAACUUCAACCCGCACAAGUGGCUCCUCACCACCUUUGACUGCUCCGCCGUGUGGGUGCGGUCCCGCGCCGACCUCAUCACCGCGCUCAGCAUCAAGCCCGCCUACCUGCGCAACGAAUUCAGCGACUCGGACCUCGUCACCGACUACCGCGACUGGCAGAUCCCGCUCGGCCGCCGCUUCCGCUCCCUCAAGCUCUGGUUCGUGCUGCGCAGCUACGGCAUCGCCGGCCUGCGCGCGCACGUCGCCCGCGGCAUCCGCCUCGGCCAGUCGCUCGACGACAAGCUGGCCGCGCGGCCGGACCUCUUUACGCUGUUUACGCGCGCCAGGUUCGCCUUGGUCUCGUUUCGCGUCGUCGGCGCCGACGAGCAGGAGAGGAACGCGCGCACCGAGACGCUCUACGAGACGCUCAACGCGUCGGGCAAGGUGUAUUUGACGAGUACCGUGGUGAAUGGAAAGUUUGCGAUUCGCGUGUCUACGAGCACGGCGGCGGUUCGCGAGGAGCACGUCCAGGCCACGUUUGACUUGAUUGUCAAGGAGACGGAGGCGCUGCUGGCCAAGGUAAAGAAUACGCAGUGA